CUACUGUAUUAAACUAAACUUUAUAUCUUCUUCUUUCAUAUUGGGUAUUUUUUUGGAGUGGUGUAUAGUUUCAAUCUAAUAAUCACAUUUGGUCAACUCUCGAUUCCCCUUCCUCUUGCCGCAAUCAUCAGAGUAAAUAUAUAUAUAAAAGACAAAUGUCAAGAAGAGAAAUGAAAAAACUAGGAUCAGAAGGACUACAGGUAUCAGCAAUAGGACUUGGAUGCAUGGGCAUGUCCGGUGGCUACGGCCCUCCCAAACCUGACCAAGAUAUGAUCAAACUCAUCCAUCACGCCUUUCACUCGGGCGUCACUCACUUUGAUACUUCCGAUGUUUACGGUCCUCACUCCAACGAAAUCCUCCUCGGCAAGGCAUUGAAGGGAUUGAAGAGAGAGGAGGUUCAAGUGGCUACAAAAUUUGGGAUCAUUUUUGGGGAAGGUUUGGGUAAGGCGGAGAUCCAUGGGGAAGCAGAGUACGUAAGGGCCGCUUGUGAAGCUAGCUUGAAGCGCCUGGAUGUUGAUUACAUUGAUCUUUACUACGUUCAUCGUAUCGAUACUAAAAUCCCCAUCGAAAUUACUAUAGGAGCACUAAAAAAAUUAGUCGAAGAAGGUAAAAUAAAAUACAUUGGUCUAUCUGAGGCUGGUCCAGAAACCAUUAGACGAGCACAUGCUGUUCAUCCAAUAUCAGCCGUACAAUUGGAGUGGUCUUUGUGGACUAGAGAUGCAGAAGAUGAGGUUAUUCCUACUUGCAGAGAAUUAGGAAUCGGUAUCGUUCCUUUUGCUCCAUUGGGCAGUGGGUUCUUUGCAUCAGGCCCUAAGUUGAUGGAGAAUUUGGCAGAUAAUGAUUUCCGAAAGAUUCUACCUAGGCUGCAAGGAGAAAACUUUGAACACAAUAAAGCUGUGUAUGAGCGAAUCAACGAAAUGGCACAGAAAAAGAAAUGCACACUGUCGCAACUAGCAUUGGCUUGGGUCCUACACCAAGGAGAUGAUGUAGCUCCCAUCCCUGGUACAACCAAGAUCGAAAACCUUGACCAGAAUCUUGGAGCCUUAGCUGUUAAACUUACUACUGAAGACAUGGCUGAGCUUGAAUCCAUAGCUUCAUUCAAGGGAGAUAGAAUGCCUGAACAGAUAUUGGUGCACAGUUACAAGAACUCGGAUACUCCACCAUUGUCAUCAUGGAAAACUGAGUAAGGGCAUGGCCUUUUUUGUAGCACACCUUUUGUUCACCGAGUCUAGCGAAGACAUGGAUUUAAUAAUGUUGUUUCUGAUGUUUUUGUUCACCAUUGUUACCUUUUGUGUGUUUUUGAUUUUUAGUAAUUAACUUGCCAUAGAUUCGUUGUGUAUGACUAGUUCAUCAUUGUGUUUUGGAACCA
This is a messenger RNA of Erigeron canadensis, 1369 nucleotides long. Its product is annotated as auxin-induced protein PCNT115-like. Gene Ontology annotation, cellular component: cytoplasm. The record is from RefSeq and is a predicted model, not a curated record. The transcript is spliced from 5 exons. NCBI's taxonomy places the organism in Eukaryota, Viridiplantae, Streptophyta, Magnoliopsida, Asterales, Asteraceae. Bases 156 to 1187 code for a protein of 343 amino acids.